Molecule: messenger RNA, 1616 nt
Organism: Teleopsis dalmanni
Lineage: Eukaryota; Metazoa; Arthropoda; Insecta; Diptera; Diopsidae
Product: odorant receptor 24a-like
Exons: 6
Coding region: 1-1188 (395 amino acids)
Biological process (GO): detection of chemical stimulus involved in sensory perception of smell; sensory perception of smell
Cellular component (GO): plasma membrane
Molecular function (GO): odorant binding; olfactory receptor activity
Source: RefSeq, a predicted model, not a curated record
AUGUUACCGCAGUUCUUAACUGAUCAAUAUCCUUUGGAGCAACAUUUAUUUUUGAUACCAAAGUAUAGUUUACGUUUAAUAGGUUGUGAUCCAGAAUCACCAAAAACAUAUACACUCUAUAUAUGGGCUGCAAUAAAUUUCAUAAAUUUGGCUUCAUGUGUUACAGCGGAACUCACUUUUGGCAUCUAUAAUCUAUCAAUUGAUCCGCUAACUGCAUUGGAUGCGUUAUGUCCUGCAGCUACUAGUACAAUGUCUCUGUUUAAAAUGAUCAGCAUUUGGAUGUAUCGUGAUGAGUUCUCUUCGCUCAUGGAACGGAUUCGGGUAUUAUUGUUAAAACAAGAAAAUAGUGAACCUAAAAAUCAAUUGAGACGCGAACUCUUCACGCUAACGACUCGUCUAUCAGCUAUCGUUUUUUUUUUGGCCAUUUGUACUACAACUACAUUCACAAUACGUCCAUUGGUCUCCAAUCUAUUUCGAUAUUUAAGUGAUUUGGAUUAUGCACACGAAAUGCCAUUUAAGCUCAUGUUACCUCAGGUGUUAUGUAGAAUGCCGAUGUAUCCAAUAACCUAUAUCUAUAUUGCUUGGCAUGGAUUUAUUACGCCAUUUUCUUUUGUUGGUUCAGAUUGCAUGUUUUUUUCCUAUUGCUUAUAUAUCACAGCGCUUUUAAAAUGUGUUCAAUUGGACAUUACGUCUACUUUGGCAGAAUUAACUGACACUGACAAAAAUUCAAGUAGAUGUGAGCAAAAACUAAAACUAAUUAUAGAACGACAUAAUGAAAUAUCGGUACUGACUGAACGUUUUUCAAAGAUAAUGGCUAUUACUACCUUAAGUCAUUUUGUGUCAUCGAGUAUGAUUAUUGGCACAAGUGUUGUAGCAAUUUUAUUUCUCACUGGUAUUGGAAUCGUACUGUAUGUUGUUUAUGCCAUAUGUGUGACAAUGGAGUUAUUUUUAUUUUGCUAUGGUGGAUCAGCUGUUAUUGAGAGCUCACAAGAAGUCAGUGAAGAAGCUUAUUGCAGUCAUUGGUAUAAGAGAGAUAAAAAUAUUCAAAAAAUGGUUUUAUUACUGAUGUUGCGUGCACAACGCCCUCUAGUUGUUAAAGUGCCAUUUUUUGCACCAUCUUUACCAGCUUUUGCAUCGAUAUUGCGUUUUACAGGAUCAUUGAUUGCAUUGGUCAAAUCAUUUUUGUAAACUAAGAGAACAUAGAGUUGUGGUUUUUAGAUUCGUUAUGAAUACAGUAAAAAUCUAAAUUUUUUUUAAAUACAUAGUAGGAUAUAUCAAAAAUAUAUUUAAAAGAUCCAUGAAACUCAUACCAUGAGAAAGUUUUUAUGUAAAAUUAUUUAAAGAACCUUAGUACAUCCAUACUUCGCUAUAAUAGAAAACUAUUCUUUGACUAGGAUUUGGUACCGCUUUAUUGGCAUCGCUCUUUGAUGUCGGUCCUAUCGCGCUCAACUUUAACGCAGUUACUGUUUAUAGAGUUAGUAGCUUAGUAUAUUGUAUUGGAAGCAUAAUAGUUUGACUUUUAUGUAUAACAUCAACUUGAACUGGCCCCUGCUUAUAUCAAGACAGUCUUUGUAACUAAUGUACCUUAAGGAGUGUUAUCUUAAUUAUAAGUGUAU